AUGUUUUUUUUUGCUAUUCGUUUUCUUUAUUGCUUUAGAUUGUUUACUAAAAUAUAUUUCUCUCCUCCUCCUCCUUUUCACCCCACCCUCUACAUCUCCCUCAAAUCCUCCUUCUUUCCUUCUAUCGCUUUGUUCUCUCUCCCUUCUUUCACUAUUACCCUCUCACCUCCUCUCCCUCUUUCCACCUCUCUCCACAUUUCCUUCUCCCUCCAGCUUUCCGCCCACUCCCCAUCUUUCUCCUCUCUUCUUUUUUCCCUCUCUCACCUUCCUUUCCAGUUUAUCCCUCUUUCCCUCUAUCUCUCUCUGCUUUCUCCCGCCCCCUCUCUCACUAUUUUCCUUUCUCACCCUCCAUCUCUCCUUUCAUUGUCUCUAACCUCUUUCCCUCUCUCCCAAACUUUCCGUCUUUCCUUAUCUCUCCCUUUUCGCUUUCUCUCCUUCUUUCCCUCUUUAUCCUUCUUUUUCUCUCUCUGUUUUCUCUCCCCCGAAUCCCUAUUGUCCUCUCUCUCCUUCCUUCCUUCGCUCUCUUUACAUCUUUCCGUUUCUCUCCAUCUUUCCUUCUCUUUCCCUUUUCCCUCUCUAUUCUUAUUUUCCUGUUUAUCUAUCUUUCACGUUCUCUACCUCUUUCUCUUCCUACCUUUUCUUUUAUCCAUCAAAUCUAUCUACCGAUCAUAA
Molecule: messenger RNA, 672 nt
Organism: Acanthosepion pharaonis
Lineage: Eukaryota; Metazoa; Mollusca; Cephalopoda; Sepiida; Sepiidae
Source: the annotation of a GenBank genome assembly